AUGGAACAAUCUGGACAGUUGACUACACUGACUUGCAAGCAUCUCUACAUCCACAGAUUGAAUCACAACUCCAUUGAAACCUUGACUGGAUCGAACUAUAGCAAGUGGAAGCAGGAUUUGGAAAUAUCACUAGGUUUUUUGGAUUAUGAUUUUGUGCUUAAAGAAGAACCUCCUCAAGUGCCAGCUGCAGAUGCUACUACAGAAACUAAAACCAAGUUUGCCAAGUGGGAAAGGGCAAACAAGAUGGCUCUGCUGAUCAUGCAGAGGGCUAUGGCCUCUUCAGUGAAAGGGAGCAUUCCAAAAUCUGAGAAUGCAAAGAAAUACUAUGAGGCAAUAGCACAGAGGUUCAAAGAAUCCGAGAAAGCUACCAAGAGCACUCUGCUGAAUCAGUUGAUUGACAUGAAGGACCAAACUGCAGGAGCUAAGCAUGACAGUAGAUGA
This is a messenger RNA of Prunus avium (sweet cherry), 441 nucleotides long. Lineage: Eukaryota; Viridiplantae; Streptophyta; Magnoliopsida; Rosales; Rosaceae. The record is from RefSeq and is a predicted model, not a curated record.